Molecule: messenger RNA, 5459 nt
Organism: Dinoponera quadriceps
Lineage: Eukaryota; Metazoa; Arthropoda; Insecta; Hymenoptera; Formicidae
Product: protein EMSY
Exons: 13
Coding region: 155-2281 (708 amino acids)
Biological process (GO): regulation of DNA-templated transcription
Cellular component (GO): nucleoplasm
Source: RefSeq, a predicted model, not a curated record
AAUAAUGAUAAUAACGGAGUAACUAUCACGAUAUCUUCAUCGUCAAUCGUACUCGACUGUCAUCGAGGGUAGACGAAGAUGCGGCUGACGCGCUUUGUCGAUUCCGUCAUCCUCUUGGAGUGAACCGUGCCGGUUGCCGAGAAGUCGCGGAAUCAUGUGGCCGUUGCGGUUGGAGAUGACUCGUGAUGAGUGCAGAAAGUGUUUGCGAUACCUCGAAUUAGAUGCUUAUGGAAGUAUAGUUUCCGUCUUACGUGCUCAAGGUCCUUUCACCAGUGAGAAGCAGAAGUUGUUGCAGGAAAUUGCUAAAAUGUUAAAUAUUUCCAACGAGAGACAUCGUGCCGAAGUACGGAGAGCUGUAAAUGAUGAAAAGCUAGCAACAAUUGCUGAACAGCUUAAUGGUCCAAAUACUGGUACAGAUUGGACCAUCGAAGGUCGCCGGACUAUUCCUCUUUUGCCAAGAUUGAAAGCGCGGUCGGCAUUCACGACGUUAGCCAACAGCUUGUCUCUCGCAGCAGCGUUCGCAAAUGCGAAAUAUCCUGACAGGCCGGAUUUUACUUCUGGACCGUUUGAAAACAUCACAGGUUCUUUAACUGCCGAGACUGAAUCUCAAUCCGUAGUAAAAAAAGAGGAAGACUUAUCUGUUGACGCAAAAUUAUGUAACCUUGGAAAUGAACUCGAUGACAGCACAACCUUGCAGGAAAAUCUAAAUUCAAACGAGGUCGGGGAGCUGGUAGAUAAUAAAGAUGCGGACGAAAAAGUUAGCGAAGCGCCCAGGGUAUCGAAACUUCUUGGGAAACGUAAAUCCCCCUCGCCGCUGCCGACAGCGCCGUCGAAUAAAGUUCUGAUAGUGUCAUCGGAUUCGUUAGAGACGCUAAACCACACUGUCACGGAUAAAGUGACGUUCGGAAAUGAUGUUGAAGAGCCACAGGACACCACGCAGCAUCAAAAUGUUAAAUUAAUCCCGUUAGCCGUCGAGAUCUCAGGUUCUAAGGAGAGCGGAGUGUCGGAGAACACUGUCGAUCGACCCUUAGUUCCAGCAAAUAAGCAUACUAGUACAAUAAUUUCCGAGUGCAUAAGCAACGCCAACAAGCCUAAGACGAUAGUAAGCUUCGUGCAGAACAAACUUAGUACAAAAGUAACGCCGGUCACGUCGAAUGAUGCAGACGCACAAUCUCAGGAUAACGCAAAUAACACGCAGAAAAUCGAAAAAUCGGAAAAUACUAGCCUAAGUCCGUCUUGCAUAAAGCGAGUGCCACCGGCCGUACACACCAAUACAAAGCCAGUAGUGUCUAAAUCAGUUAUAUCAAGCAAUACACAUCGAGUUAUGGCUGUGCAUCCUGGCACUACAGUGUCCAGCGGCCCAGGGCCACCUCAAGUUAAGCAAGCUGCCCCGCUAUUAACGUGUAAGAAAUGGCCAUCCGAACAAAAUGCGACUUUCAGUCCGCAGUCCACUGCCAAAAUGAGUGUUACGAUAAAUUCCACAAAAGCUGUAAAUAUACCUCAUCACUCUAACACUAAAUUAACCGCUAAAACUAAUGUGAUCGUUAUCCAGAAGGGUCAUGCAAAGGGUGUAACAUUGUCACACGCAGGCAAGGAAGUAUUAGGAAAGGUGAUAAUGGGAGGCAAGAAUCUGUGUGUUACAAGCCAACAUAAUGCGAGCUCGGUUAAUGUUCUACCGCAUCACGUCUCCCUGAACGGAGAUCAAACGCCAACGACCACGUUGCCGGCCGUAAACCCACCGAAUGCAGAUUCUGUCAAAACGAAUAUAAAGUCUGGAAACACGAUUGUGUUCAAUCUGCAGGACGUCUUCGAGAAGACGAAGGUUCUUUCGCAGCAUCUUGAAUCGUCCGGUGUUCUUAAUUCGGAACCUAAGACUGUGAUACAAAGCAGGUACACGCGCCUCUUAACGGAAGAUUCCAAUAGCGACGCGGGCACGAUCGACGGGGACUCGUCUCCAAAGACGGACUCCGUCAUCAGUUCCACGGCGGAGGAGAAACAGCAGCAUAGCAAGAAUGAAGAUGUUAACGCGAGCGUAAAUUCUCAAGUAGUAAAUUCGCUAGAUACCUCGAAAGUGCCGGCAGCUGAGGAAAUACUCAAGUCGACGCAACUUGCCAAUGUAGAAGAUGAUGCUGAAAACGAUACUCGGACGCAAGGAUCCAGCGAGGACGCGGACAUGUUCGAUGCGACGGCUUUGGAAUCGACAUUGGACGCGAACUUGGAGAGUCCCCAAUACCUGGAAACGGUGACCGUGAAUCACGUGGACGAACGUAACGACUCGUAACGACUAAGAGGUACCGACGUUACGCACGUCGUACGGCGGCAAGGCUGAUACUUUCGUUUCGAAAGCGUACUGAUACAUCUAUUUUACGUAAAUAUAAAUACAUGCGCAUGUUUCUAUUUAUAUACGUCUAUUUUAACGAGAUUUACACACACACACAUACACACACACGCACACAUACACACGCUUACGUUUGCUCCUUGGAAGAUCCGAUGAUUUCAACCGGAAACCGGAACAACCUCGAUCCCCCGAGCCUCAUUAUUCAUUUCGUAGCGUAGCACGAGCGAGGCGAUUUGAUCAUUUGUAAAAAUGAGAUUUCGACACCGAAAUUCAAUCAUACUGAUUGAUGCUAGUACUGUGUAAGUAAGUGCCAAAUCGCGAUCUGCUGUUGAUAUAAUUUACAUAUUCUUGCGAGAAAAGGAAAUAACCAUGACACGCGCGUAUUCAUUGCCCACGUUCAGCAGAAAAAAUUGUUCAGUGAACGUUUAAUGAUUAUUACUCCUGAUUGGUACAUACUCCUAGAUCCAUCGAGAAUCUAAAAGAAUACUUCCCGUUUCUAUCACCAUUAUUUAAACCUAAUCGACGAUUGACAUAACGGAAUCAAUCAAUCGUAUUAGCCAAUUAGCUGAACCGAUCAAUAGAAUUGGACAAUCCCAUUUGAGUUAUUAAUCGUCGUCGAUUAGAUUUGAAUCAUGAUGGAAACGGGCAUAAGGGCAUAAGUUUCACAACCUCCGAUUAACUUAAUCCGCUGAUUAUUCCAUUGGAAUCGACCAGUCGCAUUUGUCGUUAGGCAGAAUUGGUCGGAAAUAACCAAUCACGGUUGACACUUAACCAGUCGGUUAAGUUAAAUCGGAGGCAGUGAAACUGGCCUUGAACGCGCUCACUGAACUUCUUUUUCUCGGCAGAACGCAGCCGACUUUCUCAAUUCCAGCUCGCAACGCAAAUUACCGAUCGUUCCUAGGUGACCGACCGAUUUUUUAUUCUACUUUAUCACGUGACUUUCCUUCCUAUUAGUUUAGAAGAGGAUUGCAAGCCGGAAUUGUGUCGAGAUGCAUUUAGCGCUAAAUGUAGCUGUCCGAUUGCUCGUGUGUUUCACGAGAACGAAUAACAGGCAGCUUCCAUCAGCAGCAGCAUUUUGCGUAGCUCUUCGAUUCCGAGACUUGUUUCUUAAUUGCGUGUCGAAUCGGGAGCCCUGCGGCUACGUGUAACGUUGUAGAACAGGCGGCGCAAGCCGAGACAUUUUGCGUGUUGCGAGAGGAGUGGUAACCGGAUGUGUCAAGUCUCACGCACAUUCGAAAAUUGUUUCGUAUUUCUGCCCGUGACUAGAGUAACACUUGGAAAUGUGUAAGACUAAACGUUUCUGUAUAAUGUGAUAUUAUGGUAUUAAGUACUAGAAGUUUGGUUCUAUGAAUCUGUCACUUGCUCAGACUUAUUACUGUCGCAGCGGCAUUGUAAAUACUUUGUAAAUACACCGCAGAACUUGGGCUAUUGUGCGAAAUGCUCGUUUCAGAGUGGAUGCAGGUGACAACAUUUGUGUGUACACGUAUGUAUGCAUAUAUAUAUAUAUAUAUAUAUGCACACACAUAUAUCGCAUGUAUGUACAUAUAUGUGUACACAUAACAGUACCUUUUCCACUCUAUCGCCAUUAAUAAAGCGCGUGAGUGUUAAUCGAAACUCUCGACUCGAUAUAGUUUUAUUAGUUAUUUUAUCGUAGGUACCGCGUUUCUUGCUCUCUCUCUCUCUCUCUCUCUCUUUCUCUCUCUCUUUUUUAACGAAACUUGCUCGUAUAGAGCGAGCCAGCAAUCUAUUGUUCAUUAAAGAGCAUAAUUAGAUUUAACAGGGAAAGAGUAUAUUUUUUCAUAAGCGAAGUGACACUGCCCUUCGAUUCGCAAUAUUGCGGUGCUCUGUUACUCAGAUUUUUUUACUGUAAUCGUGCAUCUUUACGCAGGAUUUCCGCCAAAUUGCCAGGAUACCUUCUCGCCUAAAUCGCUGUAAUAUGUAAGCAGCUAUUACGCGCGAUCGUGACAUUCGCCUCAAUAAAUGAACUGGAUCACUGAUCAUUGGUUCAAUCGAGCAUAUUACACAUAUGUAUUGAGCGUCGGAUAUACUAGAGGGUAAAACGGAGUAAUGGCGGUCACCUAAGCGGAAACUCUCAUAAAACUGGUAAGAAAUGUCGGAUUCAGAAUCUGCUUAAUAUAAUAGAUAUCUAAAGAUGUUUACUAUAAUAUAAAUUGGUGCAAAAAAAUCUAUAAAAAUAUCUACCGAAGAAGCACAAAUGAAAAAAUAAGAUUUGACGGGAUUGCCCUAAUCUCGAGGUAAUGCUAAUCAGCAAUAUUUACAGUGUAUAAAACUAGAGAAGACAAAUUUCGCAAAAUAUGCAGCGAAAAAGUACAUUUCAUCGUCUCUGUCAAAUUCUCCACAAAAAGAACAUAAUUUUUAAUCCCGGUCACUCCAGCACCGACUGACUUGCACUAUUCAAAUUACAUGUUUUCAUAAUUAGAUUAACCACGUUGUAAUGAUCCAUCAAUUCAAAAAACCAAUAUUUCUACCGUAUAUUAGGUUUAAAUGACAUUGUAGAAAACAGUGCAAUAAUUUAGCAUGAAUAAACGUACCGACUUAUUACGUGUCAUUAGCAGCGAUUCUUAAGAAAGAAACAGAAAAGAAACAGAAAACAACAAAACAAAUUUUCCGCAAUAACUCAGCCGUGAACAAUGCUAAAAUAGCAAUGUUUUGUCUGAUGCUUCCUUCGAUCCUGCACAAAGGACAGAUAUUUACAAGAUUCAAUGCGUAUCGACCACAGUUGAGAUAUAAAGGUGACCGUCAUUACCCACUGACCGGUAUUUACCCCAUUCUCCCCUACCUUCCAUCUACGAAAUCUUGAACUUUUUUAUUUAUGAUUAAUUCUCAAACGAUAGCGAAUGUCUUAAUAAAUUAAAUUGCUAUUUUUUGUUAAAGUUCAAAGAAUUAUUUUAACAUAAUUUCAGCUUAAGGUUUUGUUACCGAGAUAUAUGUUUUAGAUCAUGUUGAAUAUUAUGAAACUGUGCAAAGAUAUAACAUCCGGUCAAUUCGGAUGAAAAAUCUAUCGGUAAAAGCUAAUGCAGCUGAAGUCUGAGAGAUUCUAUGUACAAUAUCGUACCGGUGCAACAUAUGUACAGAUAUAAACAAUAUUUAUAGUUAAUUC